Messenger RNA from Nematostella vectensis (starlet sea anemone), 1145 nucleotides. RefSeq names its product inactive C-alpha-formylglycine-generating enzyme 2. The transcript has 7 exons. Lineage: Eukaryota; Metazoa; Cnidaria; Anthozoa; Actiniaria; Edwardsiidae. The coding region runs from base 42 to 944 and encodes 300 amino acids. Gene Ontology annotation, cellular component: endoplasmic reticulum. The record is from RefSeq and is a predicted model, not a curated record.
GCAAGACAAAAGAUAAUUUUCACUGCAACAAAGAAUUCGCCAUGUAUUUUACAAGGCCUGUUUUAUUCUCUGUGUUAACUAAUCUUUACCUAAAUUCACUAUAUGUGGCUAGCCAUGAAGAUAUGGUCAAGCUUUCUGGUGGGAUAUUCCGUAUGGGAACAAACUCGGGGGAUGGCAAAGAUGGCGAAAAUCCCGCCAGAGAUGUGAGAGUGAAGGCUUUCGCUAUCGAUAGAUAUCCAAUAACUAACGAACUAUUCCGAGCAUUUGUGAGAUCUAAGAAGUUCAAGACUGAGGCUGAAAAGUUUGGAUGGAGUUUUGCAUUUCAUACUUUCGUGCCUGAGAAUGUCCGCUCUAAAGUGACUCAGUCAGUUCAGGGUGCUCCUUGGUGGAUUCCAGUCAACAAAGCAUACUGGAGACAGCCAGGAGGUCCUGGGACAACAAUCAAAGACAAGUUGAACUAUCCUGUUGUGCACAUAAGUUAUAACGAUGCCACUGCCUACUGCAAUUGGGCAGGGAAACGUCUUGCCACUGAGGCAGAGUGGGAGUUUGCUGCCAGAGGGGGACUGCAAGGGCAAGUAUAUCCCUGGGGGAAAAAGUUUGAAGAGAAAAGGAUGAAUAUAUGGCAGGGUGAUUUCCCUGGCGAGAACACUAAGCUAGAUGGAUAUGACUGGUUGGCUCCAGUCAAUGCUUAUCCACCACAGAAUAGCUAUGGAAUGUACGACAUGAUAGGCAAUGCAUGGGAAUGGGUGGGGGAUGAAUUCAAAUCCCCAGAGGGUAGAGGAGAGAAAAAAUUUGUCCUCCGAGGAGGAUCAUACAUUGAUUCAAGAGAUGGAAAGUUUAAUCACAAGGCACGCGUGACAACAAGAAUGGGGAAUACAGCCGAUGCAGGUUCAGAUAAUAUCUCAUUCAGAUGCGCUCGGAGUUUAUCUAAAGAUGAACUUUAGUUACGGGAAUAUAGCUCUGGAUUCUAGCGAAAUUUAUGAUAGAUAUUUUGCAAUAAAAAAAAGCAUUUGUAUUUUUGCAGCAAUUCAAAAUCCACAAAUUCAUUUGGCGGACGGAAACUAUGGAUAGCUUCGGAAGUAUUUUAUAAAUCACUUAAGAAUUUGAUAUAGAUAUCAAAUAAAAAGGAACAAAAUCAAACCAUA